Mucor mucedo is the source of this 519-nucleotide messenger RNA. RefSeq names its product translation protein SH3-like domain-containing protein. Gene Ontology annotation, molecular function: RNA binding; structural constituent of ribosome. Gene Ontology annotation, biological process: ribosomal large subunit biogenesis; cytoplasmic translation. The record is from RefSeq and is a predicted model, not a curated record. The transcript is spliced from 3 exons. Lineage: Eukaryota; Fungi; Mucoromycota; Mucoromycetes; Mucorales; Mucoraceae. Bases 1 to 417 code for a protein of 138 amino acids. Gene Ontology annotation, cellular component: cytosolic large ribosomal subunit; ribosome.
AUGCCACCUAUUCAACUGAACGGCAACUAUUUUUUCUACGUUAGUUCUUCUCGCCGUAAGAGCAGAAAGGCUCAUUUCUCCGCCACCUCCGAUGUUCGUCGUAAGAUCAUGAGUGCUCCUUUGUCCAAGGAACUCCGUGAGAAGCACAGCGUUCGUUCUAUCCCUGUUCGCAAGGAUGACGAAGUUAUGGUUGUCCGUGGUACCUACAAGGGUCGCGAAGGUAAGAUCGUCCAAGUCUACCGUAAGAAGUGGGUUAUCCACAUUGACCGUGUCUCUCGCGAGAAGGUUAACGGUGCCACUGCCCCCAUUGGUAUCUCUCCCUCCAAGGUCGUUAUCACCAACCUCAAGUUAGACAAGAGCCGUGUUGCUAUUCUCGAACGUAAGGGUGCUGGUAAGAAGGAUGCCAUGAAGCAAUAAAUUUGUUUAAUCCAAAUUUAAAAAAAUCAUUGGAAUUGAAAAAGUUUUUUUAUUCGAACCUAUGAAUAAUCUAAUAAAUAUCCUUCCUUUUCUAAACUCUCA